Messenger RNA from Gracilinanus agilis (Agile Gracile Mouse Opossum), 1629 nucleotides. RefSeq names its product potassium voltage-gated channel subfamily A member 6 (gene KCNA6). Bases 1 to 1629 code for a protein of 542 amino acids. The transcript has a single exon. Gene Ontology annotation, biological process: protein homooligomerization; potassium ion transmembrane transport. NCBI's taxonomy places the organism in Eukaryota, Metazoa, Chordata, Mammalia, Didelphimorphia, Didelphidae. Gene Ontology annotation, cellular component: voltage-gated potassium channel complex; membrane. Gene Ontology annotation, molecular function: protein binding; delayed rectifier potassium channel activity. The record is from RefSeq and is a predicted model, not a curated record.
AUGCGGGAGGAAACAACCUUGGCGCUGGCUGCUCAUGGGGAGGUUCGGGGACCCGAGGAGGAGCAACAGGGUGGGGGAGACUUUCCUGGGUCCGCUGGAGGUGGCGGUGGCUGCUGCAGUAGUGAGCGCCUGGUGAUCAACAUCUCGGGGCUGCGAUUUGAGACACAAUUGCGCACCCUUUCUCUGUUUCCUGACACGCUUUUGGGAGACCCUGGUCGCCGAGUCCGCUUCUUUGACCCCUUGCGCAAUGAAUACUUCUUUGACCGCAACCGGCCCAGCUUCGACGCCAUCCUGUACUACUACCAGUCUGGGGGCCGGCUACGAAGGCCGGUCAAUGUGCCUCUGGAUAUCUUCCUGGAGGAGAUCCGCUUCUACCAGCUGGGUGAGGAGGCCCUGGAGGCCUUCCGGGAGGAUGAGGGCUGCCUUCCAGAGGGUGGUGAGCACCAGAAGCCCUUGCCCUCUCAGCCCUUCAAGCGUCAGGUCUGGCUCCUCUUUGAAUACCCCGAGAGCUCAGGCCCAGCUAGGGGUAUCGCUAUCGUCUCUGUACUGGUUAUUCUCAUCUCCAUAGUCAUCUUUUGCUUGGAAACUCUGCCUCAGUUCCGGCCGGACCCCCGAAGUAGAAGUGAUGGUGGGAGGGUAAGUUCUGGGGGCCCAGCCUCCAGAGGGAGCCAGGAAGAAGAUGAGGGAGACCACUCAGUAUACAGGCUGUUAAAUCCCAGUGUAGUCGUCCAAGGUGGAGUUGUAUCCGGACCGGGGCCAUCGAACCAACUGAUCCCACUUGGGGGUCCUACAGAGUCUGUCUCCUUCUUCACAGACCCUUUUUUUCUGGUAGAGACCCUCUGCAUAGUGUGGUUCACAUUUGAACUGCUGGUUCGUUUUUCUGCCUGCCCUAGCAAGCCAGCCUUCUUCCGUAACAUCAUGAACAUCAUAGAUUUAGUGGCCAUCUUCCCUUACUUUAUCACCUUGGGCACAGAGUUGGUGCAACAGCAAGAACAACAGCCUGGGAGCACAGGUGGGGGCAGCAGCCAGAAUGGGCAGCAGGCAAUGUCCCUGGCAAUCCUAAGAGUUAUCCGCCUGGUCCGGGUUUUCCGAAUCUUCAAACUCUCCCGACACUCUAAAGGUCUCCAAAUCCUGGGCAAGACUUUGCAGGCCUCCAUGAGAGAGCUUGGACUCCUCAUCUUUUUCCUCUUCAUUGGGGUCAUUCUCUUCUCCAGUGCUGUCUACUUUGCUGAGGCGGAUGAUGAUGAUUCACUAUUUUCCAGCAUCCCUGAUGCCUUCUGGUGGGCAGUGGUCACCAUGACCACAGUUGGCUAUGGGGACAUGUACCCUAUGACUGUAGGGGGCAAGAUUGUGGGAUCUCUGUGUGCCAUUGCAGGUGUCCUCACCAUUGCCCUACCUGUACCUGUCAUUGUCUCCAACUUCAACUAUUUCUACCAUCGUGAAACAGAGCAGGAGGAGCAAGGCCAAUAUACACAUGUCACAUGUGGGCAGCCUGUACCUGAUCUGAAAGGAGUAGGUGGGGGACUUGGCAAACCAGAUUUCUCUGAGGUUGCCCCAGAACGGAGACCCAGCUACCUUUCCACCCCACACAGGGCUUAUACAGAAAAAAGGAUGCUAACUGAAGUUUGA